AUGGGCAACUCUUCUUCGUCGGGGCGAGGUCAUCACGACGAAACAGUCGAUUACGGCUGUUUGGUGCCUCAGGGUGUCUAUACAGGUCCACGAGACUGGAAUCAAGCCAUCGUCUCCCAGCUCAUUGUCGCUCGUAGACUCGCCCCUUUCUACCGCCCUUUGGAAGACUACGAAGAGGAUUGGGACGAUGACCAGAUCCUGGCCGCCAGGAAGGAGCUCCCAGAUCCCGAUAAUGCUGAUGUCGUCACACGAAUAGAGGCCACCAAUGCUCCCUCAAAUCCCCACAAAUCCAAGCGGCCAGGUGCUUUAAAGGAGCCGGCAAAACCAGAGGCUCAGAUUUACAGGGGUGCAGUAGAAUGUCCUAUUUGCUUUCUCUACUAUCCUCCAAACAUCAACCACUCCAGAUGCUGUGAUCAGGCCAUAUGUACUGAAUGCUUCGUUCAAAUAAAACGCGCUGAACCGACCACAACCCACUUGGUAUCCGAACCCGCAGCGUGCCCGUAUUGUGUCCAAGAGAACUUCGGAGUUGUGUACACCCCUCCCCCCUGGCGUACUGGUCUUGGGAGUGAUGGUUCUGUGCGUCUUAUUUAUCCUUCAACCCCUGCCUUUCAUAUGAAUCUGACGUCAUGGUUUAAUCAGAGUUCUCCUUGGUCAGACUCUCAACGCGCCUCCUCGGAGCCCACAACCGUUCCUACUCACAAACGACGCCAGAAGAGUUUCAGUGCUGAUAGUCCUGAAGUUGUAACAACAGAUCAAAUACGUCCAGAUUGGGAAGCGAAACUUGAGGCCGUUCGUGCUGCUGUAGCGCGUCGCGCGAAUAGAAGAAUCAUAAUGCGACAAGUUGGAGACCGCCUCAUCCCUGUGGGUGUGACCAGUGGACGAGUUCAUGCGUUAUCUCCCGAAGAAGCUGCUGCUUUAGGAAAUGAAACUGCCGGAAGUCGACGAUCCCGCCGAAGACAAGGCCCUCAAAAUGGACAACUCGAACAAUUUAUGGGUAUGGCUGGACAGGAUCUCGAAGAACUCAUGUUGAUGGAAGCGAUGCGACUGUCUCUGUUGGAUCAUGAAGAGCAUCAGCGAAAGGAGGCGGAAGAAAAGAAGAAGAAAGCAGCUGAGGAAGCAGCAGGAGAUAAUGGCGGAGGAAACGCAUCCAACGAGUUAGAAAACGCGGCAGGUUCACAAGCAACCUCUGGUCCGGGACCAUCGACACUAGAAGCAACGUCUACCCUUCGCCCCUCGAAUUCGCCUAAUGUAUCAUCGCCCGUUUCUUCAUUAUCCAGAUCCGGAAGCCCGUCUCCUCCUAAGCAAGCUACGUUGAGUUCGCAGGAAUCACAACAGCCAGGCCGAAGGUCAUGGUCAAUUUCGAGAAGCCGAACUCCUCCACCUAAUCCUGUGCCAAACCUACCACUGAGCGAAGAUAACCAAGCUGCUUGGCGCGAUAGGUCUAGCGGCGCUCCUCCAUUUAGUACUUUGAACGCUGCUCUGACCUCAACGUCGACUGCAGCUGCUUUCCUUGGUCCCUCUGACGAGCAGAGGAAGUCGAGAUCCAUUACCCCUGAACCAACCCAUGCUCCUACGCCUUCGUCGUCGAUUCCUUCGCACCCAACACCUGCUCAGGCCUCCUUACCAACUACAACAAACGAUAUACACUCUUUACCUCUGCCGAUCACGGUGGAGGACGCUACACCGACUGUUGCUAUAGUUGAUCCUUCUCCUGACCCCAUUGAGGUUAACUCCUCUACCCCUUCUGUUCCUCCUGCAGAGCCACAUGCACCCGCUAUUAACGCGGAAGCACCUCAGUCAUCAUCCCCAAUUUCCUCGAUAACAACGGUCGAGAGUGAAACGGGUGCUGGUACUGGAGUUUCCUCUUCUAAUGGCUUUCUACCCUCCUCGCCUGGAUCAGAAAUGUCACAUGAACAAUUGUCGCAUUCGGCAACCACUAUAGAAGACCCGUCGAAGAAUGGACAGACGGCUGCUGUAUCUACCGUUGUAGAAGAACUAUCGAGCAUUCCUAUCGUUCGACCCCAGUUCACUGCAUUUUAUGAUGUCGCUCCUUUGCUACCAUUUGCAGGCACGUUUUUGGCAAAACGUUACGACCUUAGACGACCUUCAUGA
This is a messenger RNA of Psilocybe cubensis, 2112 nucleotides long. RefSeq lists its product as uncharacterized. Gene Ontology annotation, cellular component: cytoplasm. The coding region runs from base 1 to 2112 and encodes 703 amino acids. NCBI's taxonomy places the organism in Eukaryota, Fungi, Basidiomycota, Agaricomycetes, Agaricales, Agrocybaceae. The record is from RefSeq and is a predicted model, not a curated record. The transcript is spliced from 5 exons.